UUCUCUGAGGAAUCUUUAAAAAACAACAACAAAAAAUAGCCCCGCUAGAGGAUUGGUACAAGACACAAAAUCCUCAGGAUGACAUGUAGAAUGUUGAAGUUCAGGUGACCCUAUUGGAUGACAACAGUCUGAGUUGGGUUUAGAGUCUUUCUAAUUAGAUGAUACACCUAAAGAGGUAGACAAGAGGUGACUCAGAAGGCAAAACUGGAUUAGAUAAACCCUAACUCCGAGAAAGGAAACAACAUGUUCUAUCCAACUUUUAUAUAGAUUCUUCCAUAAUUAACAAACUCUGUAAUUGCUCAUGCAUUAAGAUAAACAAUAACAAGGAAAUACCCAUUAACAUGGUGACAACAGCUGGGUAUAAAAGUGGACAUGGAAGAAAGAGACUCCACAUUUGAAAAACUCAGUCUCUUAGAAACCCUCUCAGAACCACCAGCCUCUGACACCAUGGUCAACUCCUGUUGUGGCUCUGUCUGCUCUGAGCAGGGCUGUGGCCAGGAGAGCUGCUGCCAGACCACCUGCUGCCGCCCCAGCUGUGGUGUGUCCAGCUGCAGCCGUCCAGUCUGCUGCCAGACCACCUGCUGUCGCCCCAGCUGUGUUGUGUCCAGCUGCAGCCGUCCAGUCUGCUGCCAGACCACCUGCUGUUGCCCCAGCUGUGGUGUGUCCAGCUGCAGCCGUCCAGUCUGCUGCCAGACCACCUGCCGGCCCAGCUGUGGUGUGUCCAUCUGCAGCCGCCCAGUCUGCUGCCAGACUACCUGCUGCCGCCCCAGCUGUGGUGUGUCCAUCUGCAGCCGCCCUGUCUGUCAGACCACCUGCCGUCCUAGCUGUGGAGUGUCCAGCUGCUGCCGUCCAGUCUGUCAGACCACCUGCUGCCAUACAACUUGCUACCGCCCCAGCUGUGGAUCCUCUUGUUGAACCUUCUAUCUGACACCCAGCCAUGAGCCAGCCAUCAUCAUACCAAUGUGAAAGUGUCAUCCAAAUUAAAUUGACCAUGUCCUGAGUGGCAACAGCUUUAUUAUUUUCUACCAGUCAGAAAUUUGCAAAAGAGCUUCCUUAUAUACAUUAAAACACCACUCAUCUCUGCCAUGGGCCUCUUCCCCAAAUCCAGGCCUCAGAUCCAUGGUGCAGUUACACUUAAGCCCUGGAGAUCCUGACUU
Messenger RNA from Fukomys damarensis (Damara mole-rat), 1157 nucleotides. RefSeq names its product keratin-associated protein 4-1. NCBI's taxonomy places the organism in Eukaryota, Metazoa, Chordata, Mammalia, Rodentia, Bathyergidae. The record is from RefSeq and is a predicted model, not a curated record. Gene Ontology annotation, cellular component: keratin filament. The transcript has a single exon. The coding region runs from base 373 to 915 and encodes 180 amino acids.